Molecule: messenger RNA, 2825 nt
Organism: Labrus bergylta (ballan wrasse)
Lineage: Eukaryota; Metazoa; Chordata; Actinopteri; Labriformes; Labridae
Product: fibrous sheath CABYR-binding protein
Source: RefSeq, a predicted model, not a curated record
CUGUGAACAGAAGCAGUCCGGAAACAUUCAGCAGUUUUGCAUGCACUGCUUUGCGGCAUUAUUGCAGCAUUCUCUGUCUGGAGAGGGCAGGAGGCCAUGCAGAAACAUACAAGGGGAAAAGGGGAGAUAAUGGUGCCCAGUUAUUUUUAAGAGUUCAAGCUUGUUUUUCCACUGCCAGACAGUGUCUCUCUUCGACACACUCUUAGUAUCUAUAAUAGCAUUCAACCUUUCUUUUGGGUUUUUUGAAGCUAACCGUUUUUUCCAAACAUGGGGUGCUCCUCAUCCAGUGCACAGACUGUUGACCAAGAGAAAAGGCCAGGUACAAAACCAGAAGAGAGCAAUGGAGACACACUGGAUGGGAGAAAUGCCAUCAACACAGAAGAAGCACAAACCAUCGAGGACCAAAUGCAGUUGCCCGUGCAGACGACCUUACCGGAGGAUCUUCAGCCGGGUAGUGAUGACGAGGCAGAGGUUGUGUUAGUAGCCCUGGAGGCUAAGGAGGAUCUUAACUCAGGGGUAGACCUUCUCCCUGUACCUGAGCCUCAGCAAGAGCCUGUUGCCACUGCAGACUCCACUACAGAGGCCGCAUCUCCGGCUGAAGCUCCGGCUGAGGCCUCCGCCGAACCUGAGGCUGCUUUAGUGGUAGUUGAGGAGCUACCCGUUGUGGAAGAACCUGCCCCUGUCGAAACUACAGAUACUGAAGCCACUCCAGAAGUGGAAAUCUUAGUUGAGUCUACUGAGGAGGUCUCCUCAGUGGAAUCUGUUGUAGAUACACAGGCAGAUCCCCAUGCUGUUGCUGAGGAGACGACUGCUGGGAUAGCUGAGGCCUCUUCUGAAAUUGACCCCCCUGCUGUCGAACCUCCUGCUGUCGAACCUCCUGCUGUCGAACCUCCUGCUGUCGAACCUGUCAUAUCCGAGCCAACAGAAGCUCCAGUGGCAGAAGAAGAGGCAGCAGAUUUAGUAACUGAGGUCCCUGUCGAAGUGGUUGCUCCUGUAGAAGCAGAGGCUCCAACUGACAAUGCUGCUGUUGAUACUGCUUCAACAGCACUUUGUGAAUCUGCAGAAUCAACUGAAGCUGAAGCACCAGUGCAAAGUGAUGCACCUGUGCAAAGUGAAACACCAGUGCAAAGUGAUGCACCAGUGCAAAGUGAUGCUCCCGCACUGGUUGAGCCGGCAGCCCCAGGUGAAGGUGUAGCACCGGAUGAAGUUUUAACAGAGAAUGAAGUCUCAGCACCUGUACAGCUUGAAGAUCCUGUAAUAGAUACCAGUAUUGCUGUUGCAACAAUUCCAGUGAUGCCUCCACUGUCUCCAGUGAUGGUCCAAGCUGAGCCUCAGCCCUCUGUUGAAGACACAACGGUGCCUUCUGCGGCCCCAGCCAUCACUGCCCCGACAGCAGAGGCCUCGCCCUGCCACAGUGAAGCCGCUCCUGAGGUCGGUGCAGCCCUAGAAGCUUCUCUCGAGGUCGUAUCCACCCUAGAAGACUCUGCUGCACCUUCAGCUUCUGCUCCCACGCUCUCACUUGAAGUGGUGUCUGAGGCCUCACAGGAUACAGAGAGAGAAAAAUCAAAAAAGGAGGAUUAAAUUGAGAGAAGAGCCUCACCAAAGAUCAAAAUCCAUCAAGCUACCAGCAACUGGAAGAAAAACACAAGACACAAACACCAGUAUUCUGUAUUGUAAUUGUCAUUUCUCACAAACUCCACAGAUUCACUGCCUUGUUAAACUAUCAUUUUCCUACAUUUGAAAUACAAGACUUUCUUUGGAGACCUUACAUGCGUCCACAUAAUCAGGCCUUUUCAAAUCAGGUGGCAUUAACUCACUGACAUGACAUGAAUUUGAUUCAAAUCUGUGAACUUCUGUAGCAGUGUUAAAUAAAGGAUGCAUACUUAAUAUAUUCUUCACUAUUUAUAAUAGCUGCUUUUGUGAAAUACAAGCCAAAUAAAAAUGUGAAAGCAAACGCCGUUAAGGCACAAAAACAUCAACCUAGGUGAUGAACACAUUGCUACGUACAUGACAGCGUCUUUUUUUUUUUUAUAGUUUACGAAACUGAUUUCAAAAGACGACAUUUUCCAUGGUUUUAUUUAAAAGUUGUGUACAUGAUAAAUUCUGAUAAAAAUUCACAAGUUUCUUUGUUUUUACUCCAAAUUUGAAGUGCAGCCUUUCUUUAAACAUUUACUGCAUUGAAGGGAAAACUGGGUAACAGAGGGAACAGUGUAAUACUGAUUCAAACUCAUAUUCCUUAUGUCUUUUUUUUUUUUGUUUUCAGACCAAAGUAUGAAUACAAUUUGUUUUGGUGAGCACUGGGAGGGGAAAAAACAACAAAAAGGAAGAUGCAAAUGGAAAGAUGACUUAUGACAGAAUGAAUCAUUGCCAGGAGUAGGACAUGGAUGCUCUUAAAUACUGAUACUAUGCCAUCUUGAGCAACUACUUGUGCCUUACUGUUCAAAAAAAUGACUGUGCCUUAAAGUUCAUACAAUGAUUUACUUAUUAAGGUGUUUCAAAGUUUCAUUUUAAACCCUUUACUGGGCCUGAUAUCAUGUGAACAAUACAUUUUGUACUUGAGUGCAUUAUAUACAUUCUAGCAUAGCAAGAGAUUACCUAGUAGACAUGAGUUUAGAUAUUUAGUUCUGCACCCUGGUUUAAAAUGUAGUUUGAAUAUCAUUUUGUGUAUGAUGUGAUGGAUGUUUGGGAAGAAAAGUCUGAUGUCUGAUGUCUUUUUUCAUCUAUUUCCUUCUGAUAUAUUAUUUCUUUUUAUUAUUUUUCUGAGCCUUGUUUACAGUUCUGCAAGAGAAUAGAGUUAUACAUUCUAAUAAAUGUUAUUUUUAUUC